GCCAAGUUAAAUUCAGAAGGACACAGAGAGAUAACUAAGCAUGGACGAGGACGUUACUUCUUUGAUUCAGAGGGCCUGUGAGUUAGCCAGAAACCUUGAAUUGAACCUGCCCAGCGAAUCUCGUGAUUCGAUAUUGAGGUGUAUUGAUGAGAUUGUGGCGAAACUGAAUGCUGCUAAAGGGAAGUUGAUGGCGGUGUCGUCGUCUCGUGACGAAGAAGCUGCGAAGCAGGAAAUCAUACAGCAGCAUCCUUACAUGGCUUCUUCUUCAGCUUCUUCGUUCUUGCAAGAAUGGCUCUCUGCGAACAAUCGGUUUGUCCAAAUACCGCAACUUCAAGCGCCGGCGAUGACGGCGGCGCCGCCCAGGGGCACACUGCAGAUGAUGACUGACUUGGGUGCGAGAGAUGUAGAUGCUUCUGCAGAAGGUGAUGUUGAGGCAUCUCCUUCGUCUCGACGGCGUAAAAGCAGGAAGGAUGAUGCAGAGAAGAUGACAUUCACGGUUCAAGCAGUUCAGUUGGGGAACUCGGAUAGUGUCCCACCAGAUGAUGGCUACACUUGGAGAAAAUAUGGCCAAAAAGAGAUCCUAGGCUCUAAUUACCCCAGGAGUUACUUCAGGUGCACCCACCUGAAACUAUAUCACUGCCUAGCGAAGAAACAAGUGCAGCGUCUGGAUAAUAACCCUAACAUGUUUGCAGUAACAUAUAGAGGAAGCCACACUUGCCACAUGUCGUCCACAGCUCCAUCUCCUUCAGUUCCACCACCACACCUAAUGAUCUCACAGCCACAAGACAUAGCACACAUUAGUACGACUUCUUCCUCCCAAUUGUCUCCUUCUUCUGCUUCGGUUCCUGGUUGGUUGCCUUCUGUCCACCUCGGCCUCCUUGCCCGCGGGGGCAGUGGUGGUGGUGUUACUCAGGCUGGUGCCGAGGCUGGCGGCGCCGGCCCCUCCACCUCGAGAUUUGGAGCUGAUUACCCGGUGGCAGAUAUGGCUAUGGACAUGUUUCAUUCAGGUUCUAGCAGUGGUAAUAAUAGCAUGGAGUCUCUCUUCGCUUCUGCUGAUGAGAAAAAUGAAGCAGGCGACAACAAGAAAAGCUAAAGAACUUUCACCGAUUUUGCAGGAGGAAACUUUUUUGCUAAUUUAAUACUUUAUUUUCUUCCGGCAAACCGCCGGCCGGACUGCCAAGAAUUGCUUCAGCUUAAUUGGGAGAUUUUGCAACUUAAUUAUGCCAUCAAAUACUUUAGAAGUUGAUCAUAUAUCCCUCUCUAGGCUUCUAAUUAGUCUGCUCAGUUAUAAUCCCUUCUUAAUUUUCCUCUAUGUUCAAGUUUACAGGAUGAUCUAAAUGUGCAGGGAAAAAAAUUCUAUU
Neltuma alba is the source of this 1361-nucleotide messenger RNA. Its product is annotated as WRKY transcription factor 55-like. NCBI's taxonomy places the organism in Eukaryota, Viridiplantae, Streptophyta, Magnoliopsida, Fabales, Fabaceae. Bases 41 to 1093 code for a protein of 350 amino acids. Gene Ontology annotation, molecular function: DNA-binding transcription factor activity; sequence-specific DNA binding. The transcript has 3 exons. The record is from RefSeq and is a predicted model, not a curated record. Gene Ontology annotation, biological process: regulation of DNA-templated transcription.